Molecule: messenger RNA, 2252 nt
Organism: Raphanus sativus (radish)
Lineage: Eukaryota; Viridiplantae; Streptophyta; Magnoliopsida; Brassicales; Brassicaceae
Product: probable LRR receptor-like serine/threonine-protein kinase At1g56130
Exons: 19
Coding region: 127-2052 (641 amino acids)
Molecular function (GO): protein binding
Source: RefSeq, a predicted model, not a curated record
AGAAAAAAGUAUCAGUUGUUCAAAAAAAAAAGUAUCAAAGUUCAUAUAAAACACCAACAAGUCGUGUUUUUGAAUAAAGAGUAAAACAUAGAGCUCUCUGUCUCUCCCAUUUUUUUGCUUUGGUCGAUGAUGAUGUCCAGGCUACGACUGUAUCCAUGUGUGCUCCUAACUGUAUGGCUCUUGUGUAUCCUAUGUUCGAUUCAUGUGGUUAGAGCUCAAAACCGUACUGGGGCCUCUACUCAUCCCGACGAAGCGCGUGCGUUGAACACCAUCUUCGCGACAUGGAAGAUUCGUGCGCCGAGAGAAUGGAACAUCAGCGGCGAGCUUUGCUCUGGCGCCGCCAUAGACGACGGUGUCACCAUCGACAGUCGCGCAUAUAACCCUCUAAUCAAAUGCGACUGUAAUUUCGUCAACUCCACAAUCUGCCGCAUCACUGCGCUGAAGGUUUAUGCGAUAGAUGUUGUAGGAACUAUACCUGAAGAGCUCUGGACUUUGGAAUACCUCACAAAUCUGAACUUGGGUCAGAACUUUCUGACAGGACCCUUGUCUCCUGCAAUUGGAAACCUGACUCGGAUGGAAUGGCUGACUUUUGGGAUCAAUGCGUUGUCUGGCUCUAUUCCUAAGGAAAUAGGUUUGCUUAGAGACUUGAAAUCGCUGGCUGUUGGUUCAAAUUACUUUUCCGGUUCUAUACCAGCUGAGAUUGGGAGUUGUACAAAACUACAACAACUCUAUAUAGAUAGUUCUGGACUCAGUGGAGAAAUACCCUUAUCAUUUGCUAAUCUUGUUGAGCUGCAAGUCGUCUGGAUGAUGGAUCUGGAAGUUACAGGUCGGAUACCAGACUUUAUAGGAAACUGGACCAAACUUGUUUCCUUGAGAAUUCUCGGAACUGGUUUGAGUGGUCCGAUACCGUCGUCAUUUUCUAACUUAGCUUCUUUGACAGAACUGAGGCUAGGUGAUAUAUCUAGUGGAAGAAGCUCUUCUCUUGAAUUCAUCAAAGACAUGAAAUCUCUAAGUAUAUUAGAAUUGAGGAACAUAAAUCUCGAAGGGACAAUACCCUCUAAUAUUGGAGAAUACUCAAGUUUGCUACAAGUUGAUUUAAGCUUCAACAAACUACAUGGACCAAUACCGGCUUCACUUUUCAACUUAAGUCGACUUAGUCACUUGUUUCUCGGAAACAACAAGUUGAAUGGUUCCUUGCCCAGUCAAAAGAGCCAGUCUUUGAAAAAUAUAGACGUGUCCUACAAUAAUUUGUCUGGAAGUCUUCCUUCAUGGGUCAGCUUACCAAACUUGAAACUCAACCUAGUUGCUAACAGCUUCACAUUGAAAGGUCUUAACAAGAGAGUUUUACCAGGACUGAAAUGCAUGCAGAAGACCUUCCCCUGCAAUAGGGGUAAAGGAAUUUAUUCUGACUUCUCGAUCAACUGCGGAGGGCCAGAGAUAAGGUCUGUUAGCGGAGCACUAUUUGAGAAGGAGGACGAGGAUCUUGGACCUGCUUCGUUCUUCGUGAGUGCUUCUCAGAGAUGGGCAGCCAGUAGCGUAGGACUUUUUGCUGGAAGCAGCAAUAAUAUAUACAUAGCCACUUCACUGUCACAAUUCGUCAACACUUUGGACUCGGAGCUUUUUCAGUCAGCAAGACUUUCUGCAUCUUCCCUAAGGUAUUACGGGUUGGGGCUUGAAAAUGGAGGCUACACAGUGACACUUCAGUUUGCCGAGAUACAAAUGAAAGGUUCCAACACUUGGAGAGGUGUUGCGAGAAGAAGAUUUGACAUUUACGUUCAGGGAAGACUUGUUGAAAAGGAUUUUGAUGUACGAAGAACAGCUGGUGGCUCUAAUUUUAGAGCUGUUCAGAGAGAAUAUAAAGCAAAUGUAUCAGAAAAUUACCUCGAAGUUCAUCUAUUCUGGGCUGGGAAAGGGACAUGUUGUAUUCCUAUUCAGGGGGCGUAUGGGCCAUUAGUAUCAGCCGUUAGUGCAACACCAGAUUUUACACCAACUGUGGUUAAUAUACCGCCAUCAAAGGGAACAAACAGAACUAGUACUCUUGUUAGUGUCUGAUACUCGUUUACUAAGGCAGAGAUUCAGACUGUUGUCAGAGAUUCAGAGGCUUUACACAUCUUCUAAUAAAACACAAUCAUAGUGUUGUUCUUCGGGUUUAUGCAUUUUCUGUUGAACUGUUGUUCAUUUGUAGCUCGUUGUAAUGGGAUCAUUGGUGUUAUAUUUUUACAAAUUAAUUAAAGAGUAUUUUCUUUCUUUUA